AUGAUCAUGCGAGGUGGAACCCGAUAUGCUCCUGUCUGGGGUGCUACAGACUGUUUUCAGAAAGACGUUUACGCUCUUUGUGGCAGAGAAUGUGUGGACUGCACGAACGAACACCCUGACUGUCCCGACGGGUGGGAACUCGACCACGAAGGUUGGUGUUACAGAAUGUCUCCAGACAGAAAGAAUUGGAAGGACGCAGUGAAAGAUUGUGCCUCUCGAGGAGGGGAACUUGCUCAUGCAGAUUCAUUUACUUACGAUCAUCUGAUCCGCGAUGUCCAAGCUCACAAUUACAUAGAUCGUUGGGGAGCUACAAAAGCCCCAGGCUUAUGGAUCGGCGUUGGCUGGGAUAUCAAGUAUGGAAAUGGGUGGCUCUACACAAACGGAACAAAAAUCAAGUGGCAUAACUUUCUUCGUGAUUUACCUGAUAAUCUCUAUGCAAACGGCGAGUUCUGCGUCGAGCUUAGAGGUGAACGACCGCUUUAUGAGGUUCCUCUGGCCGAGCAUGCGAAGCUAAAAUAUUACCCGCACUGGAAUGACGCGAUCUGCUCGGAUGAAAAGCACUAUGUCUGUCGAAAACGAAAAGACGCACCAGACGAUCCUCUUCCUGAACCUGAUCUUCACAUGUUUUCCAGCUUCAAGAUGACAAGCGUCAACAUGUUUCUUCUUCUUCCUGCUCUAUAUACUGUUUUAGGCCAAUAA
Oikopleura dioica is the source of this 699-nucleotide messenger RNA. NCBI's taxonomy places the organism in Eukaryota, Metazoa, Chordata, Appendicularia, Copelata, Oikopleuridae. The record is from the annotation of a GenBank genome assembly.